Molecule: messenger RNA, 477 nt
Organism: Enterobius vermicularis (human pinworm)
Lineage: Eukaryota; Metazoa; Nematoda; Chromadorea; Rhabditida; Oxyuridae
Source: the annotation of a GenBank genome assembly
AUGGGUUUCUGUAACGAUUCUACGUUGGAUUUACCAAUAUUAGACACUGAUUACAAAAUUCACAUAGGUUCUGGAGGUAUCCCAGUUGAACUGUUAUUUCCAGGAGAGUACUGCUCUCUCUUCGUUGGCUCGCGUCCUAUUAAUUGGUCUUCCGAAAAAGGCCUCUCUUUUGGAACCCAAAUUUUAAAGCAUUUUAGUAAAUAUGGAUGCGUGACUCAGUUUUUACGAUUUAGUGAUGCAGAACAGGAGUUUAUUGGACACCCAUGUUUGAUACGCAUGGAAAGUAAAACAGCAGCGUUAAAAGCAUUUGAAAGCGGUGAUAUGGUCUUUGACAGUCAAGUUUGGGAGGUUAAGCCAGCAUAUCAUAUUUGGCCGGAAGAGAAAAAAGCAGAUCGUGUUUUGAAACUAUUUGAAUUUGUGGUGCACUUCAGACGUCUUCCUGUUCCUGGGCUCUGCAUUUUGAAGGUACAUCUGUAA